UAUGAACAUGUGCUGAUGUAUUGUGUUUGGCUUCCUGUUUUCAGAGACUCGGAGGUUGUGGAUCAUUCUCCUGUCCAUCACAGAGCCCACUACCAGCAGCAGCAGCAGCGGACUGCCUCCCUGUCACCCUGCAGCCUCUCUGCGAGGGGGGAUUAUGGGGAAGACGACAUGUCUGCCAGGUUCACAGAGGGGCAGGAUGUGCUGGCCAGGUGGUCCGACGGCUUGUUCUAUUUGGGAACAAUCACAAAGGUUGGUGUAAAGCCAGGUGACGAAGAAGAAGACAAGGACGAUGAGGACGAUGACAUCGCCUGCUCUAUAUGCCAGGACGAGACGUCGGAGGAGCCCAAUGAGAUCGUCAUUUGUGACCAGUGUGGUCAAGGCUACCAUCAGAUGUGUCACUCUCCCAUCAUCGAUGCUGCCGUCAUCGACUCCGACGACAAGUGGCUGUGCUCAGAAUGUCGGCUGGCGUCUCUGUCUGAGGUAGGAGCUGGAUGUGACGAAGAAGAAGACAAGGACGAUGAGGACGAUGACAUCGCCUGCUCUAUAUGCCAGGACGAGACGUCGGAGGAGCCCAAUGAGAUCGUCAUUUGUGACCAGUGUGGUCAAGGCUACCAUCAGAUGUGUCACUCUCCCAUCAUCGAUGCUGCCGUCAUCGACUCCGACGACAAGUGGCUGUGCUCAGAAUGUCGGCUGGCGUCUCUGUCUGAGAGGGGGAGCGCAGAGGAAGAUCAUGAGGAGCAACACAUGGCGUUUCAUCAGUCCUUUCCAUAUUCUCUGAAGGAACUAGUGUGGGAUCAGGGUCAUAAGAUGAACAUGCAGCAAUGCUACUGCUACUGUGGAGGACCAGGACAUUGGUACCUGAAGAUGCUGCAGUGCAACAGAUGUCGGCAGUGGUUCCAUGAGGAUUGCCUACACUGCCUGCAGACUCCACUGUUCAAUGGAGAUAGGUUUUACGUCUUCGUGUGCUCAGUGUGCAGCGGUGGAACAGAGUUUAUUGAGCGUCUCCCUCUCAGCUGGGCUUCAAAAAUAGCGAUGGACUCGUACAUCCGCCGAAUGCUUGCUAGCACACCAAGAUCGAAGCGGUAUAAAAAAGUUUUAGAGGCCUUAAACAGCAACAGUUACACGUUCAUGUCGGGGAAGGAGGUGAAGAAAAAGAAGCACUUGUUUCGCCUGAGAGUCUUUUUCCCCCCUACCCCCCCUAACUGUUCUGAACCCACAUAUACGGUGAUGGGGGAGCCGCUGCAGAUCACCAUCAAGGGAUGGAAGCCGGUGAAGAGCUCCUUCGACAGGAAGAGCUUUGGGACUUUAACCAAUGGCACAGAAAAGAAGAAAAAGAAGAAGAAAAAAAAGAAAAAGAGGAAGCAAGAGACGUUGGCAGAAGCACAGCGGCCCGAUGAGAUGCCCCUGGAAAGCAGAAAAGCGGACGCCCCUGCACUGGAUCAUCUGACCUCCGUUAACAGCAGGAGCGACAAGCCUCUCCUCUCAUUGCAGUCUUCUGAUGUGGAAUCCAUCGGUGCCGUCAGCACCUCAGAAACUACCUCAACAAGUCUUUCCAGACCGUCCAGUCUCUACAGUUCCAACAAGAUGCAAACUGCUACCUGCAACAUGCCUUUCUCCCCUCCACCUUUGAAACGGAAACGCGGCCGACCGCGGCGAAGCCCAAAGCCCCCCAAACCUGAACUCCCCCCUCCCCCCAGGCUUCCAGACACCGACGGCUCAGCCACGGAGCUGCUGAGCGCCCUCCCAGGACUCCACCCCACGGACAUAGUCCACGGCAUGGACCCCAACACCCAGCUCUCGCACCUCAAGAGCUCCAUCAGCAGCUACUUCGGGGUAGCGGGGCGUCUGGCGUGCGGGGAGAGGUAUAAAGUCCUGGCCCGACGGGUCACCGCCGACGGCAAGGUGCAGUACCUGGUGGAGUGGGAAGGAGUCACUGCCUCAUAGGCGGGUGGACGGAAUCAACGGCAUCUCAGAAAAAUGCCACGGAUCGGACUGGACCGGUAAUGGUUUCUAUGGAGUCCAUUUUAUUCCGUUCUUUUGAAAAUACGGAGCAGAAUGUUAAAGUUUAAAAAAAAAA
Molecule: messenger RNA, 2077 nt
Organism: Cyprinodon variegatus (sheepshead minnow)
Lineage: Eukaryota; Metazoa; Chordata; Actinopteri; Cyprinodontiformes; Cyprinodontidae
Gene: mtf2
Product: metal response element binding transcription factor 2
Exons: 15
Coding region: 16-1944 (642 amino acids)
Biological process (GO): regulation of DNA-templated transcription; chromatin organization
Cellular component (GO): nucleus
Molecular function (GO): chromatin binding; DNA binding
Source: RefSeq, a predicted model, not a curated record